Ananas comosus (pineapple) is the source of this 2640-nucleotide messenger RNA. RefSeq names its product CSC1-like protein RXW8. The record is from RefSeq and is a predicted model, not a curated record. Gene Ontology annotation, cellular component: plasma membrane. The coding region runs from base 210 to 2363 and encodes 717 amino acids. The transcript has 11 exons. Gene Ontology annotation, molecular function: calcium-activated cation channel activity. Lineage: Eukaryota; Viridiplantae; Streptophyta; Magnoliopsida; Poales; Bromeliaceae.
CUCUCUCUCUCUCUCUCUCUCUCUCCUCAAAUCCCUAAUUCGAUCACAUCGCCCCCAAAAUCACAUCGCGUUCGCACGAAUUAGGCCCCAAUUUCGCCGCAUCGAGGCGUAGAUUUCGUCGAUUAAUCGGGGGAUUGGUAAGAAACUGCAUUGCGCUGUCGUUUACGCGGCAAAUGGUCGGACUUGUUGAUGGAUAGGAAGAGACGGAGAUGGAAAUCUCUGCUCUGCUUACGUCCGCCGGCAUAAACAUCGGCCUGUGCUUGCUAUUCUUGUCGCUGUACUCGGUCUUGCGGAAGCAGCCGGGGAAUGUGAAUGUGUACUUUGGGCGGAGACUCGCCCAAGAGCAUAGCAGGCUCCAGGACCCGUUCACCUUGGAGCGAUUAGUGCCUUCGCCGACCUGGAUAGUAAAAGCAUGGCAGUUCACGGAAGAUGAGAUCCUCCAGGCUGCUGGUUUGGACGCUGUGGUGUUCCUCCGGAUACUCGUUUUUAGCAUACGUAUCUUCUCUAUAGCUGCUUUCGUUUGUGCGUUUGGGGUACUUCCUGUUAAUUAUUUUGGACAAGAAAUGCGUCACAAACAUAUUCCUUCAGAACCAUUGGAUGUAUUUACCAUCGCAAAUGUCAAAGAUGGGUCAAGAUGGCUUUGGGUUCAUUGCCUUGCACUGUACAUAAUAACUUGCUCAGCAUGUAUUCUUCUUUACUACGAGUACAAAAGAAUUUCCAGAAUGAGGCUUGCUCACAUAACUAAAUCUCCUCCGAAUCCUAGCCAUUUUUCAGUUCUGGUUCGUGCCAUCCCAAAGUCGAAAAAUGAACAGUUUGGAGAUAUUAUCAGAAACUUCUUUGUUAAUUAUCAUGGAUCGAGUUACUUGUCGCACCAAAUGAUAUACCGAAGUGGGAAAGUUCAGUUAAUUAUGUCUAAUGCAGAGAAGGUUUAUAAGAAGUUUGUACGCCUAAAGCUCACUGCUUUUGAUCAGAAUGGCAAACCCAGCAUAUAUAGAUGUGGACUUUGUGGAGGAAAACCUAAUAAUUUUCACCUCUACCGUAACGAAUUUGAGUUUGACUCUAAAAAGACAGACUGUACCAGCUCAGAUAUAAUCAGUGAGCAAAAGGACUGUUCAGCUGCUUUUGUAUUCUUCAAGACACGCUAUGCAGCAAUCGUUGCUUCACAAGUUCUUCAAUCAUCGAAUCCCAUGUUAUGGGUGACGAAUUUGGCACCAGAGCCGAAUGAUGUCUAUUGGUCAAACCUUUGGAUUCCGUACAGACAGCUUUGGAUCCGUCGUAUAUUAACUCUCGUAGCCAGUGUCGUUUUCAUGUUUGUGUUUCUUAUUCCCGUCACAUUUGUGCAAGGUCUAACCCAUCUGGACCAAUUGCAGCAACUCUUCCCAUUUUUUAAAGGUAUAUUCAAGAAGCCUUUGGUUAUCAAGGUUGUGUCAGGCUAUCUACCAAGUGUCAUUUUGCUCUUAUUUUUCUACACCGUUCCUCCGAUGAUGAUGCUAUUUUCUGCUGUGGAAGGACCUAUUUCUCACAGUGGGAGGAAAAAGAGCGCGUGCUGCAAAGUAUUAUACUUCACCAUUUGGAAUGUCUUUUUCGUAAAUGUCUUAUCUGGUUCUGUCAUUAACCAGCUGAAUGCCAUCUCCAGACCCAAAGACAUACCCUCCCAGCUUGCUGAAGCUGUACCCAAGCAGGCAACAUUUUUCAUUACUUACGUUCUAACGUCUGGCUGGGCAAGUUUAUGUUCUGAGAUUAUGCAAGUCUUUUCACUAACCUAUAACUUUGUGACAAAAUAUAUACUUCGAUGUAAGGAUGAUCCAGACUCAAUUCCAUCCUUUCCAUAUCACACUGAAGUUCCAAAGGUUCUCUUGUUUGGUUUGCUUGGUUUCACCUGUUCCAUAUUGGCACCUCUGAUACUCCCUUUUCUGCUCAUAUACUUCUGUCUUGGUUAUGUGGUGUAUCGCAACCAGAUUCUGAAUGUCUACUGCUCCAAAUACGAGACAGUGGGAAGAAUAUGGCCCAUAGUGCAUAACACCACUGUGUUCUCUCUACUGCUUACCCAGAUCAUAGCCAUCGGGGUUUUCGGCAUAAAGCAUUCCUCAGUAGCUUUGGCUUUCACCAUUCUUCUACUGAUCUUUACAAUCCUUUUCAGCGAGUACUGUAGGCAACGCUUUUAUCCCAUAUUCAGGAGCUUCUCUGCACAGGAUCUCAUUGAUAUGGACAGAGAAGAUGAGCAGUCCGGGAAAAUGGAGGAAAUUCACCAGCAACUACUCACCGCCUACUGCCAGUUCUCUCCUAUGAAAGCCACUUCUAACUUUUGCAGCGACAUCUCGACGAACGGCGAAGCAUCCGGAGAGAUCACUAGCAAAGAUUAACAGGUAUUCGAUAGCGAACCUAAGCAAAAGACUCUUCAAUACUAUGUGAAUGAUUUUAUCUGCAGAUAAUCUUUCAUUUGUUCCCCUAGUUUCUCUUACUCACUUCUGUAAUCAUCUGUUCUUUGCAAUACUAUUGGGCUAGAAAUGAAUGUAAAUUCAAACAUGUUAGGAGGUGACAAGCUCAUUAAAAGAAUGAGUUAAAGAAUCAAUAUUUCAUCAAUCCAAACAAUGUCCAAACAAUUUGUUGCUAAUAAGUAAUGCAUGUAUAUAGCAAGAU